GCUUACCGCAGGUCUUCGGCAGUCAGGAGCUGAUGGGGCGCGCUCUCGAGGGCCAGCGCGCGGCGUCGAUCGGGUGCUCAACCGCGCCGGCUGCUUCGACGAAGCGGCUGGAGCAGGCAGAGGUGCCGGCGCAGACGCUACAGGAGAUGCAGCGCACAACUCUGGCGAGACCUGUCCACCGCGCUGUCUGGACGCUACUGGACAGGGUGCUUAGCAAGGCAUUGGACUACGACGCCCGCGUCCUUCACCCGGAGUCUUUCUCCACACUUGCGGAGCGAUUGGACCGCGCCGCGUGGACCACAUCUUGCAAAGCAGCACGCGGUGGCAUGCUCACCGUGACGCAGGCGUCGUGCUUGAGGUUGUCUGCUAAGUUGGGAGGCUGCGACUUGGUCAGCUGCGCCUCGAAAGGUUUAUGUUCGCACCUCGCUGGGGCUGUCCAGUACUUGCCGACAGUGGAGCGGAGGCUCCAGGUACACGCUGUGCUACUGCAGGCUCUGCAGUCCGAGUUGCACGAAGCUCUGCGGGUCCGCUUCUGUGGGUCGCAGCGGGGCUCGGCGCGCCUGCCGAGCUGCGCGGGGUCUGUCUCUAGCCCGUGGCUCACUGAAUUCCCGGCGUCGUGGUGGCUAGAAACCACGGACGGCAAGUUUGUCAUGGCUGUCAAGUUCAGGCUCGGCCUGCCAGUGUACCCUGCCGGCUUACUGCGCAUGCAUGCGAAAUCGAAGGAUCAGUCUGACCAUUGCGGCAAGGCUCUGGACAUCCACGGUGACCACGCUGUCUGCUGCAAUACGGGCCCCUACAUUUCCAUGCGGCACGGCUCGCUGAACGGCGUUCUGGC
Molecule: messenger RNA, 835 nt
Organism: Prorocentrum cordatum
Lineage: Eukaryota; Dinophyceae; Prorocentrales; Prorocentraceae
Source: the annotation of a GenBank genome assembly